Molecule: messenger RNA, 6037 nt
Organism: Trichobilharzia regenti
Lineage: Eukaryota; Metazoa; Platyhelminthes; Trematoda; Strigeidida; Schistosomatidae
Source: the annotation of a GenBank genome assembly
AGUUAAUAAGGUCAUUUUAAUGUGGGAUUUUAAGUAUACCCAAUGGACGUGUUGAGAUUUAUUUUUUAACUUUGUUUUAUUCUUCUUUGUAAAUGGUAUGUUUAUUCACAGCACUAGAGAUAAUCAAAAUUGUUUAAUUUUUCACUUGUCAGCAAUAAAUUAUGGAGUCAUCUCGAGUGUAGUUGUUUCAUAUGAUAGAUUGGAGUUUAUUGUUGAAACUUACAAAGUUUAUCGAUGCAUAUUGUUCGAGAUGACCGAUUUCCUACGAAGUAUUUGAUUGUUUCGAAUUUCUUGUCCAUAGAAUAAUAUGAAGCGUCAGGUUCUGCUUAGUGGAUAUUCAUAAUACCAAGACAUAUGUGCUUAGUCUUAUAAAUAAAUGUGACCUUGAUUUAUGUGUGUUUGAAAUAUUCCCUGAUGACGUUUACUCUCCUUGCUAAACUGAACUUCUAGUUGAAAUACAGAACCAUUUUUUGUCAUAAAAUGCAAACAAAACACAUGUUCAUUUAAGCUGUAAAUAUAACGAACUCAUCAGUUUGUAUGGGAAUGAGAAUAGCUUUGUGAAAUUACACAAAUGUAAAUAUUUACUCCAGCGUUUUUGUGUAGUUAUUCAAAGCAAAAUAUUCUUCGCUUACUCUUGCGGUGCUUUUAGGGAAAAAACAAGUGGAGCUCUUCGUUAAGGGAUUCUUUGGAAUUCCUUCCGACAUCGUAUAUGAUGUAUGGAAUUUUCCAUGAGAUACUUAGGUGGAUCUAUACAAUGGUGCAUUUUCAUAAUUUUUACUUAAGUUCAACAUGAAUCCUCAAGCUGAUAUGUGUGCUGACUGCAAUGCGCCAUCUCCACAAUGGGCAUCGGUCAACCGCGGUGUUUUAUUGUGUGAUGAAUGCAGUUCUAUUCAUAGACAGCUCGGAAGACAUAUAAGCCAGAUUAAGCACCUUAAAAAGUCACGUUGGAGACCAUCACAACUUUCAAUGGUCCGUUAUCUUGCAUCCGCCGGAGCUAAUGGUUAUUGGGAGCACAUUCUAUAUGAACCGAUGCUCAGUGGUCCCAACGCAGAUCAUCAUCGAUUAAGCAAAUCAUUUCAACCACAUAAAAAGCCAUUACCAUCUGAUCCAGUGCAUCCAACAAAAGCUGACUUUAUACGAGAAAAAUAUUUAUUUCUGGGAUUUUUUAAGAAACCACGAAAUAUUAAUCAAGAUGAUUUAAAUCAACAACUUCACGCCAGUGUCCGAACGGGAGUUUUAGAAACUAGCUUAUAUUUACUUGCAUUGGGUGCAAAUCCUAAUUUUCUUCAUCCAACCAAAGGCACAGCACCGAUUCAUGUAGCCUGUCAAUAUGGUCAAAUUGGUCAAGUGGAAUUGUUAUUAGCCUACGGAGCAGAUGUGUGUAUUCGUGACUCAUCUGGAAAAACUGUGAUAGAUUUAGCUUUGGACAAAGCAUUAGCAUUAAAUGAAUCAAUGAGUUCCAAGAAUGAAAUUAAACUAAUGCGACGUGAAGAAAAGUUGCAAUUAGCAUGGUCUUCUAUGGUUGAUCUUCUUGUUUCAGCUUAUUAUGAUUUAACAGAUAGUUUAGCCUAUUUUUUAACACGUCAUAUUCCAGAUCACAGAGCUGCUUUCUUUGGAAUACACAGAAAUAAUUCCGGUAUGAUUGAAUCCUCCAAGCAUCCAGGACUAUUUAUUUCAAGUAGUGAUAAUAAUAAUAAUAAUGAUAACGGUGUUAUGAGGAAUGGUCAUUUCUUGAUUUCAACCUCAUUAAUACAUGAGGCAAAUGGUACAUCAUUAGCAACGAAAUCAAUCAAUUUGCAUUCUAAUAUCCCUGGGCCUACUACCAACACUACUAAUGGACAGGAAGACUAUCAAGACGACUGGAUUGUUGAAGCAAGAGGAAGAUUAAGUAAAUUAUCUAACUUGGCUUUUAGUGAUUUAUGCAUUGAUGUAUACGAUGAAGCAGAUCGCCGUUUAACAAAUUCAUUCCUUGAAAAUAUUGAUACAUUUAAAAGUUCAAAGCAUUCACACAAUUACUCUGUGUUCAAUGGUUGUCAUAUUGAUAAAAGUGUGUUGCACAAUGGUGGUAGUAGUAAUGCCAAAGAACCUACAUCUGUGCCAAUCCCACCUCCACAUAGAGUAACAACGCUACAUCAAACGACUAAUUCAGCUAGUGUUAAUUUAACUUUAUUUUUUCUACCUCCAAAUACAAAUUAUUCCUCUGUACGUAAUCAAGCACGUCAAAAAUUAGGUCGUUUAUCUACAAUUGAAUUUCACACAUUAACACUUGAUGUUCUAACAGAAGCAUCAAUUCGCCUUUUACCUUUAUUUUUACCAAUGAGUCAUGUAAAUACUGAGGAAAUGUCAUUGAAUGAAAUUAGAAAGUUAGAAAGACCACGUCAUUCAUAUAUAGACUAUAAUAACUCUGCUGAAUAUUAUCAUCAUCAUCAAUCACAUACAGUAAAUGAUUACAUUGGCUCUCAUAGGAAUGUACCUUUACCAUCCAUACCAUCAUCAAAGACAACAGAUCCUGAUCUGAUUGACAGUGAACAACAUCUGCAUAGUACGAACAAUAGUAGUCAUGAGAGUUUAUGCGAUGAUGAAGUAGAUAAAAAGUCAAAUAAUACUAAUGAUCACUUCGAUAUUUCCCCUAUAGAGCCAAUAGCUUCAGAAGAUUUAUCAGAACAAGAGAAUUCACAGAUAUUGACACCAUCGUCACCUUCCGUUGAGAAAACAAAGAAAGCCUUGACAAAGAAAACAACUCGUCUAGGUCGUUCUCGGGAUGAUCCUGUUUAUGAUCAGGUAGCUGGUGAAGUGGACAUCAAUGAUGCUAACAACUGUUUAAACACCACUCAGACAAUCGUAUCGUCUUCCUCCCCUGCUGUUUCUCUUUCAUCUACAGAUCAAAUAGCACUUUCUGUGAAUGUACAAACAACAAAUAUGAACUGUGAAGAUAAUGGUCGUCAAAAUCGAACAGACACUUUACUCAUUGAUAAUAGUAAUAGUUCAUCAGUUUCUCCAAUAUCACCUAUUGAUGGAAAAGAAUCAAGUAAAACUCGACAACAAAAAGGUGUUGAUGGUGAUGGCGUUGACGAUGAUGAAUCUGAUUUAACUGGUCCAAUACCUCCGAUAACAAGUCGUCCAGGCCCUGUACCUGGUUCACGUCGUUUACAUUUAUCACAUACUGGUCGUAUAGUUCAACAUAGAGCUAGUGUACAUACAACCAAUAGUUGUAUUACUACAACUGCUUCUACUGUGAGUGAUACUAGUGCUAAUUCUAUUUCUGUACCAGAUUCAACAGUUAAUAUCAUGAAAUCAUCUGAACACACGAAGAAUACUACACUGCAUUCACUCAUAAACGCUUAUAAUACAGAAAGUACUAAUGGUGUUGCACAAAAUCAUCUAAAUGCACAUCAUCAUCAUCCGGAACCAUGUUGUAUAGCUGCACGUAAUGAAGUGGAACGUUUACGUAAGGAGAAUACUGAAUUAAAAACUCAGUUAUCUGAUCUACAGAGUAGUAAAAAUGUUGUAGAACAACGUUUGGAAGACUUAGAGGGACGUAUGAUCCAGUUGGAUUCUGUUGUUCAAGCAUUAAAAGAGGAGAAAUCGGCCUUACUAGCAGCUUUCUCCGCCGGGAUGGUUAUGGUGCAUAAUCCGUUAAAAAGUAGUCAUUCUAAAAAUCAACCGGUCAGUUCAACCUCAACGAUAACAGCCUCAACAGCGAUGACAACAACAACAACAGCGGCAAAAACUAACUCUCCUCAUUUGAAAGCUACUAAAAGUAUUAGUUCAAUUGCAUGCGAUAAAGAACAUCCUGCAUCUCAUGCUUGGGAUUAUGAAAAAGAAGAGGAGGAUGAGGAUGAAAGUAUAGGUGAAGAUAUUAAUGAAGUGAUAAGGAAACGUAUACAUGAUCAAGAAAUUAGUGAAGCAGACAUUGAACAGUACAAAGAUGAUGAUUCGGAGUAUGAUAUGGAAAGAGUUGGUGGUGAUAAAUCUAUAAGUGAAGGGAAUUAUGCCGUUGGCUCACAGUGUCUAGAUUCCGGUGUACUACUUAGGCAAGGCAUUAUUUUACGCGGGAGUCGAGGUGAAUCACCGGCAUCAGUUGGCGGUUUGACGCAUCAAUCUGGUUUUGUUCAUUCCCAUGCUCCUCUGCCUCAGCCAACUGUAACUCCAUCAUUUCGUAAUUCUGUACAGAAUACUAAGUUAAGUGAUAAUAAUGAAUGUGGACAAAGACAAUCAUCUGUAUUUACUUCAACCAAUCAGGUUGUAGUUUCUUCAACAUCACAAAAUUUACCAGCUUAUAUUAAUGCACCAAAUCUUGUCCAACAUCCUGUAUCAAAAACCAAAGCAGCGUUGGGAUCGACUGCUACCGUUACUUUUGCAGAAGCCUCAAAUCCUGAUUUACCAGAUGAUUAUACAGCACCUAAUGCUACUGGUUCCCCUUCACCUGCACCAUUACCUAUCAGUCAAAGUUUAACAAGUGCAUCAAGUAGUCAUCGUAUUAUAACAUCUGGUGUAAAUGUUAACAUUCCUGGAGGUCAUCCUCAUCACCAUCAUCAUCCUGGAAAAUCUUCAUUUCUACCAAACUCACGUUUAAAUAAGCCUACAUUGAUGGAAGGUAGAAAACAGUUACAUCAUACGGAAGUUUUAGUACCAAUGAGUAAAUCAUCUCCUGAUUAUGAUAAUGCUUCUCGUUCAUCAUCAUCGUCAACAACAACAACACAUUCUUCGAAUGAGUCAUCGUUUCAUCCAAGUGGUAAGCAAUUGCCUGGAAAACAUAAUGUACCCACUGGUAUUGGAAGUGGUGAUCAAGUUUGGAAAGCUCCCAGUUCUGAACGUGUUGUCCGGUGUGUUGAAACAAUCAUUAUGCGUAUUCGUAAUCUGGUAGAGUUUGCCAAUGGUGAUCGUCGUGGUAAUACUGCACAUUGUUCACGUUUAAUUCAAUCAGCUAUUCAAGAUUUAUUGAAUUUAUUCCCUCCACAUGAACUUCGACCUGUUGAAGUAGAAACUGCUUUGAAUGAUUUAGCCUCAGAAUCACAAAAUUUACGAAAACACUGUGAACAGCUCUCUUCUGCAUCUGAUGGUCCUGAUAGAUUUGAGAUAAUGACUUCAACGCAAACAUCCAAGACUACUACUGUUCAUAAUAGUAAUACUGGCAACAAUAAUAAUUCUCGACCAGUUCCAACAGAAAUCACAGUGCUAAUCCGUCAUGCUCAUCAUAUUGCCAGAGCUGCCAAAGAUUUACUAUCUCUUUUUCAACGAAUUGAUCAAUAAAAACAAAGUGUUGUGAAUUUUCAUCCCCACUGGCUGUUUCUUCUCUGCUGUUGUUGUUGUCUUAUAUGUGCAUUAGUUUAACUUUUUUGUUUUAUUCAAUCAAAACUAAGUGAAUCAGAAUCAGGCGGACAUUUUAAAAAGUAAAAGCUCUCCACAGCAAUUUGCAGCCAUAUUACGUCUAGUCAAAGUGUGUGUACACAAAACAUAUAUAUAUAUAUGAAAUAUUGUAAUACAGUUUAACUUUUAUCUUCCUUUCAUCUUUUUUUUAAGCAAAAAUAAGCUUUCACUUUUAUUUGUUUGUUUGUUUGUUUGUUUAUAUGUGUACGAUUUUGUUGACUUCACUAUAAUUAAUUUGUUUUCUCUUUUUUCUUUAAUUUAUUUUAUGAUUAUUAUUAAAAAAGAGAAAUCUUUAUUUAUUUUAUGAGCCACUGUGUUUUUAUUUUAACUUGAUUUUAAUUUGUCUCCUUUUUUUCUGGUGUAUUUUUCUCGUGUAUAUUUAUUAUUAAGGCCCAUGCUGCUUUAAUUGUUAAAUAAUCGGCGGGGGACUGGAGGGGGUAUUUGGAAGACUACAUUGUUUAACUUCAAAUUUUAGGAAAAAGUUACACACCUUCUUUGGCUUCCUAUGAAAUAUAAUUAUUUUUAUUAAUGUGAUUAGAUUUUUCUUUAAAUAAGAAUAAAUCAUGGUUCAUCAGUUCGCCUGUCAUUUGUUACUUCAUUCCUCGCUUACCAAGUGGAAUAUAGGACUACGCUGUGGGGUUUGUCGUUGCUAGCUUUACUCCGAACU